AAUCAGAGUUGAGGAGGAAAAAGUUACGAGAGCAUAAUAGUAAACUUUUUCUUCUCAAAUGGAAUGGAGCUGAAGAUUAAAUAACAAGCAAAAUGGUAAUACGCAUGGAGUACAAGGAAUCAAGUAGUGCCUUAUUACUUUUUUGGCUAGCUUGUAUUGGGAGGGAGUGUGUCGAGUAUGGAGUAUCAAGUAGCGAGUGCCAACGCAUUCGGAUCGUACGGUGCUAACGCAUUCAGAUGAGAAACGAAAAGUGGGUCAUUUUUUCGAUUCGGCGGGAGAAGGAUCAUCCGUACAAAAACCCACGGAGGGCAAAGGCUAACUACGAUUUACGAUGAUCGAAAAAAUCCUCGAUGAAACGUCGUCUCUCAUCGGCAUUCCCGCCAAAACAGACAAGUAUAAGCGCAAACCUUCGACAAACGCGGCUACCAACGAUCACCGGAAGAAGAGGCGGAGAUUAGCAGUCAGUUCAGAAACCGCAGUCCCUAAAUCUAGCGACCCUCAAAAGCUUGCCGCAUCGAAUAGGUUAAAGACAAUUCGUUCUCCCUCUCGAACUUCACGGAAACACGGGAAGAGGAGGUCGAGUCAGACGGAUGGUCAUCGUCGAUGGGUUUACUCUGCUCGUGAUUGCUCAAGAUUUAUAGAUACGUUUAUGGUUGCUUCAUAUAACAUACUAGGAGUGGAAAAUGCAUUGAAGCAUCCAGAUUUGUAUCAUAGAGUGCCUUCCAAAUUCUUGGAUUGGAGUUUCCGGAAAGAGCUUAUAUGUAAUGCAAUUAAAUUUUAUAAUGCAGGCAUCUUAUGUUUGCAGGAGGUUGACCGUUUUAAUGAUUUAGAUGAACUUUUCCAAAAUUAUGGCUACAAAGGUGUUUACAAGGCUAGAACCGGUGAAGCAAAUGAUGGAUGCGCUGUAUUUUGGAUCGACAAACUAUUUUCCCUUUUGCAUCAAGAAACUAUAGAGUUCCAGAGCUUUGGGCUACGUAACAAUGUUGCUCAACUAUGUGUUUUGAAGAUGAAUAAAUCAAAAUCAAAGUCCAAAACAAGUCGAAGCUUUGUGAUUGGGAAUAUACACGUACUUUUCAACCCAAAUCGUGGAGAUAUUAAGCUCGGGCAGGUCAGAUUGUUUCUUGAAAAAGCACACAGCCUUUCCCAGAGAUGGGGAAACAUACCUGUUAUUAUUGCUGGGGAUCUGAAUAGCAUACCAAAGAGUGCAAUGUAUCAGUUUUUGGCUUCAUCAGAGCUGGAUAUACAACUUCAUGAUCGCAGAAAGAUUUCAGGGCAACUUGAUUUUUCAUCAUCACAUGGAGCCUUCAGAUUUUGUAGUGGGGGUACAAAAUGGUCCAACGUUUCAACCUCCAAAUCUUUCGGUUGGAGUGACGAGGAAAUAAGAAUUGCAUCUGGUAGCGAGAAUGUUACCCGUCUUCAGCACCAAUUGAAGCUUUCCAGUGCAUACUAUGGGAUUCCAGGAAGUUAUAAAACAAGAGAUACUAAUGGAGAACCUUUAGCAACUUCAUUCCACUCCAAGUUUUUGGGAACUGUUGAUUAUAUAUGGCACUCGGAAAAACUUGCUCCCGUUAGAGUUUUGGAAACAUUGCCUGUUGAUGCAUUAAAGAGAACUGGAGGACUUCCAAAUGAGAAAUGGGGCAGUGAUCAUCUUGCUCUUGUAUGCGAACUGGCCUUUGAUGACGAUGAAAAUGACAGUUGACUGACUAUUUAAUGACCACCCAAAUUGAAGCAUCUCCUUAAUUUUAUAUUGAAUAGAGGUUGUUUCUUCACCCUUUGGCAUGUGGAAAUCUGAGUGUACUUGAGUAGAUUAGUUGUAUUAUUAGGGUAGCAUGUUUGAAGCUGCUGCUUUUUUGUUUUUUGGCAGGUAAUGGUGGAAAAAACAGGUAAAGAGUACUGUGGGAAAAAGGAGGAUCUGUCUUUGCCUGUUUAGUUGUUAUGGAGUCAUUUCCUACUUUAUGGCCAAGGUGCGAUGCUUCCCUUAACCAAAUUGUGUUAUUGAAAGAUUCGGUUCUCCUAAUCUUGUGUUAAUCUGUCCCUAACCUGUUGUCCUCACAUGUCUGGGUUAGCUGUGUUUAUUAUUAUUAGGUUUAAAGGUUCAAUUUUUAAUUUUAAUUUCUUCUAAUUAGACCUUACAUUUUCUUUAAGGAUUUUAAUGCUAAGCAAUUUUAAAAUAUCUAUAAAGUUCUUGAAUUUUUUUA
Cucumis melo (muskmelon) is the source of this 2198-nucleotide messenger RNA. Its product is annotated as carbon catabolite repressor protein 4 homolog 5. The transcript has 14 exons. NCBI's taxonomy places the organism in Eukaryota, Viridiplantae, Streptophyta, Magnoliopsida, Cucurbitales, Cucurbitaceae. The record is from RefSeq and is a predicted model, not a curated record. Bases 332 to 1699 code for a protein of 455 amino acids. Gene Ontology annotation, molecular function: 3'-5'-RNA exonuclease activity.